AUGGCCUCGGGCGCCCCAGUCGAGGUCGUCAGCCUCGGCGACGGCACCGAGAUCAGCCUCGCGAGGGCGCCGCGGGCCGCCCUCCCAAAGGGUCCGAGCAGAUGGGGUCCCGAGCAGAUGGUACCUGGCGUGGAUGACGCGACGUGGGGCGAGGUCAAGACCUACCUGCAGGGCAACCCGGAAAUGGCCAAGAGGCUGAGGGGCUUCUCGCAGAACCCAGACGCCCUGCGCGGCUGGUUGCAGACGCAGGCCAUCGCGGAACACUACCAUGCCAAGCUGGAAGAGGCUGACGCAGCGGUGCAGGAGAAGAUACGGUCUCUCGAGCAGGACGCCGAGUUGGCGCCCGUCCUGGAGGACAUCAAAAAGAACGGCAUAGAGUCGGCUAUGAAGUUCUACCAGGACGAGGAGCUGAUGCUAAAGUUCAGCAGGCGGAUGGGCAGCGUGCCCGCCGAGAUCUCGGCGAAGCUGCAGAAAUUAGACGAGACGGCGCUGAAUUUGCACGAAGCGGCCAGGAACGGCGACCUCAAGAGAGUUCAGGAGUUCCUGGAGAGAAGGCAGCCCCUGGACGCUCAGGACCACAAGGGCGUCACCGCUCUGGGCUACGCCAUCGGUGCGAACCGCAUCGCAGUGGUGAAGCUUCUGUUAGACAGCAGGGCGAACCCUUUCGCGGUGGACUCCAGCGGGAACUCCGGGCUCCACUACGCGGCAGGAUACGGCCGCAAGGAGCUCGUGGAAUUCCUGCUGAAGGCCGGUGCCAGCAUCGGCCAGACCAAUUCCCAGGGGCAGAAGCCCAUGGACGUGGCCAAUAUCAACAGGCAGGAGGACGUCGUCGCGGUGCUGAGAGCCCACGGGGCGCAGUGA
Molecule: messenger RNA, 861 nt
Organism: Prorocentrum cordatum
Lineage: Eukaryota; Dinophyceae; Prorocentrales; Prorocentraceae
Source: the annotation of a GenBank genome assembly